AGGAACGAAAAAAAACAAAAAACAUAAUGUCGGAGUUUUAGUCCAGUCGUCCUUAUUCAGGCCUAAGCAAUCGUUCCCGAAUGAAUCGAUUUGAAGAGGAGUAGGCUGGGAAAGAUGGCAUCUUCUGAACAAUCUGAUCCGCAAACACAGCCUCGUGCUCCGUCCAGAGAUGAAGUUGCCCCCAGAGAAGCACUGAUAGCCACAGCUGUGAAAUUUUUACAGAACCAUAAAGUGCGUCAAAGUCCACUGGAAACCAGAAAAGUUUUCCUGAAGAAAAAAGGUUUGAAUGAUAAGGAGAUUGAGCUUGCCAUCCAGCGCUCAGGCAGUACUGACGAGCCCCUGGCCCUUACCCCUGUGGGACCCCAGUACCCUCUCCUUGCCCCCCAGCUGGCACCUAUACCCUACAGUCCCCGUGGCUACAGAUGGAGAGACUACGGUGCCCUCACUGUCAUCAUGAUGGGCAUGGCCUUUGGCUUCCAUCACCUCUACAAGAAAUACAUCCUUCCCCUCAUUAUGGGCAGCAAAGAGGACAAGAAGCAUCUGCAGAGAAUCGAGAGCAACAUCGCCGAGAUGAGUGGCACGCUGACACAGACAGUGACCCAGCUCCAGCAGACCCUGGCUACAGUACAGGACCUCCUGGUCCAGCAGCAGCAGAAAAUGCAUGACCUGUCUCAGGAGUUAUCUACCUCUGAGGCAUCCUCUUCAACCAACCGCAUCCUGGAUACCCAGACCAUCGGCGAUCUGAAAGCUGAAAUAGGGUCAUUGAAGGGCUUGCUUCUCGGCAGGAGGCAGUUCCCCGCAUCACCAUCCGUCCCAAAGAUUCCCUCCUGGCAGAUGCCCCUGAAGCCGGCCACCAUCUCCACCAGCUCUCCUUCCAUCAACCACACCAACAGCAGCAGCGACAUCUCCCCCGUCAGCAACGAGUCGGCUUCCUCCUCCCCCAUCAAAGAUGGCCGCCACAGCCCCCAAGACGCCCUGGGAGGUCCUGACGGAGCCCACGGCCUCAACGGAGAGAAUGGCAUGGGGCUGGGAGGAGGAGCCACACUGCCCCCCCUGGACCUUAAGGAUCAGGUCCGCAUGGAGGUGCAGGGUGAGGAGGAGAAGAAAGAGGAGGAUGUGAAGGAAGAAGAGGAAGAGGAAGAUGACGUGAGCCAUGUGGAGGAGGAGGAGCAUCUGAGCGUGCCAGCGGAGGAUCGUCGAGGGGGGGACGGACAGAUCAACGAACAGGUGGACAAGCUGAGGAGGCCCGAGGGGGCCAGCAACGAGAGCGAGGUGGAUUAGACCAGACCGUGAGCACAAAGCACAACAAAACCCCUUUUUCCUUAUGGUUCUCAUUUCAUUUGAAGGUCCUGUUUCAGUCUGGUCCCAUUUGACCAUCCUUUCUGUAACUGUACUGUUUUGCCUCUGUUAUAUAGUGAACAAUCUCAAUUAUGAGCGAAGGUUUGAGAAACAUAGCAACAAAAAAAAGGUUAAUGUUGGUGUGUCUGGCCCUUGUAAGCACCUGGCUUACAUCAAUUUACUUUUCAUCAUUCAAACAAAACGAUUGCAUGCCUGGGAAAGUAAUGUGAAGUUUCAGCAGGAUGGGGGAGAUAAGAGCAAUAUUCAAUACAAAUUACUAUCAAAAAUUAUUUGCAAUCCUGCUUUCUCUUAUUCCUUGUGUAGCACUUAGUACUGUCAAUUUUCAUGACUGACAAUAAUCACCUGGUGUAGUGAGCUUGGUUUCCAAUGUAUCUGAGCUCAUUUGAAGAAUCAUUUGAGGGUGUGUCCCAAAUGGCACCCUAUUCCCUAUGUUUUGACAUGGGUCUGUAGAACUUUGGUCAAAAGUAUUGCACUAUAUAGGGAAUAGGUUGCCAUUUGGUACUCAGCCUGAGUAACCUGUUCUGGACACCAAAGAAAUUGUAUGCUCCCCUAUAUUCUUCAGUUCUAUGUAAGGAGUCAGACGGCUUGUCCCCCUGUACUCGUCUCAAAGUCAUCCCAGAGAUCACUGAAAAUAUUACUGGGACUGCGUCUGAAACAGAACCCUAUUCCCUAUCCGAUUCACUACUUUUGACCAAUAGUAAGGCACUCCAUAGGGAAUAGGGUGCCAUUUCAGACGCAGUCUGUCAACAGAGCCGAGGGAGAGGACAAGCAGCGUUAGGCUAGGGCAGCGUUAGGCUAGGGCAACGUUUAGGAUCUUUCAUGUGUCCCCUCACAUUGGUGUCAGUCUGUCAAUAAUUCAGAAAGGCCAGGAGGUGGCAUUUGGGCUGAAAUAAAAGCCUUGAAAUUUGAGAUUAGAACACGAUGACGGGUUUUGUUCCACGAGCGUUCAAGAGCGCUGAAAGGAAGGGAAGAUAAAUGUGUUUUUUUACCUCUUUCUAAAGGGGCUGCCUCGUGCAUUCUGUCACUCUGUAUGUGGUGAGAGAGAUCCCAGCCUGCCUCUUCAGCUGCAUCUCAGUCUCCAGCAGGGCUAGCUGAAUUGGUUUAUGAAGUAUGUUAAUAAUCAAAUGAUCAACAAAUAACAGAUGUAUUAGUUCAUGCAGCUUGAAAUGUCAAGGAGGCUAAAAGCGGAAAUCUAAUCGUGAAAGCCCUGUUGUAUUAUAUUUUAUUUCAUGACAAACCCUCCGGUCCAAAUUAUAUAGGCCUCCUACAGUGAGUAAUCUUUUACGCUAAAACAGCGCCAAUAUUUUGUAAUUAAACCGUAUAAAACAAUGGAUGUCACCAUGGAUGUUGUGGCAGGUGGGAAUCUAGGUCUGAAGGCAGAGGUGGGGGCGGGAGGGGGAACUGAAAGUAAUGUAUGAAUACCUACCUUAUUAAAUUACUCACUCGCCAGCUGAUGAGAUAGAGAAAAAAGGUCCACGAGUGAAAAUGAGGGUAUCAGCUCUCUUGUGGUAUUUUAACUUGCAUCAAAGGGCCUUCAAAGUAACACAAUAACGGUAGAGGUAGGUGAACCUUUCUAAGUGGCAGCAGUCAUAGUCCGCAAACGCUGUGUCUAUUAGAAUAGAAGUAACAGGGUAGUAAAGAAUCUGAAGUAUGAUACUGUCAUGAGAGAUUCUUUUGUUUGCAAUUGUAUUGGACAUGAUCUGACAUUCUGAUCUAUGAAUUUGUCUGCGAAUGAAGACCACUGAUUGAUAAUGUGGGCAGAAUUGCUAAAAUGAGAGGUCCCCAAGUGUCACUCAUGCCUUUUAAACUACUGCAGUUUCACUGACUGGUCCUCUAUGUAUAAAAUGUACCCAGCUUAUAAUUGUGACUGUAUGAGCUUCUGAUAUCAAACAGAAAUGUAUAUUAUUGUAAUAAAUUUGGUUUAUCUCAAGUUACUUUAA
Molecule: messenger RNA, 3299 nt
Organism: Oncorhynchus mykiss (rainbow trout)
Lineage: Eukaryota; Metazoa; Chordata; Actinopteri; Salmoniformes; Salmonidae
Gene: pex14
Product: peroxisomal biogenesis factor 14
Biological process (GO): protein import into peroxisome matrix, docking
Cellular component (GO): peroxisomal importomer complex; peroxisomal membrane
Molecular function (GO): signaling receptor binding
Source: RefSeq, a predicted model, not a curated record